GUUUGAACGAAAAAUGCCGCCCAAAAAGGGAAAGAAGGGAGCGGCGGUUAAGCAAGAGGAGGAGGAAGUGGUCACUCACCCACUGCCGCCGAACGUUUUUCUCUACAUCCAGCUAUUUAACAUUGCCAACUUGCCGCAAACGAAACAUCAGCUGGAGAUCCACUUGUCCCAAGGAGACAGUUUGAUCGUGAAAUGCGAUGAGCACUACAACACGGAUGGGAUUAUUAUACAGGAUGAAUUUUACAGUCGACCCACAUUCACGCUGAUCUUCCAGCAGGACAACGUGGACAGGAUCAACCAAGCUGCCGACAAUCCGCUCUUGAUUAAGUUAUACUUGCGCAUAUUUCCGCCUCAGCCGAAAAUGAAGUUCGAUUUCGAAUUUGAGGACGAGGAGGAGGGCCAAGUGGAGGCGGAAUCCGACUCGGAGCUUGGCAUAUCUACAGGAGUGAGUUUCGCAACAGAUGACGUAUACGCGGCCAUAGAGACGGAGAGACUGGAACUAUUAUGCGUGGGUUAUCUGGAUGUAAUCAAGUUAUUUGGCCACCGACGCAGCAUCAUCCGCGAGCAACUGUUCCUUUAUCCCAUGCCGGAUGUGGCGCAGUCUCUGCGCUCAACCGUCCACACGGAAUGGCACCUCUACACCCUGUUGCCCAUUGCCAAGAAGCUGACCUUCACCAACAUGGCCUUCGUGACCUUUGAGAGCAUCUACAACCUGAAGGACGAGUACAACUUGGACCUGGACUCCUUGUGGGUGCGGUUGAGCUUCCGUUCCCGCGUCCCCAGCGACCGCAAUGAUUAUAAGUUCAUACCGCUGUGUGAAUUUAAUAACUUUGAGAGAAGGAUCAUCAGCUCGCAGAACUGUCAUCUGGUCUUCGAGUCCUUUCGGCGCAGCGUGUAUCCUUGGAACGUCACGGGCUUGAAAUCCGCCAUGGAGGUGCAGAUGCACCAACUCUUUGCGGAGCUAUAUUGCUCCGAGGGCAUGACGGUGGACUUUAAGGAAAUCGAGCAGAUGGAAGAUGAGGCUCUCGUAUGCAACUCCUUUCACCGAUUCAUCCUCACGAAAAAGAUGGCCGAUAUCCUUUCGUUUGCCAUCACCUGUCAGCAGUAUGUCUUUGCCGUGGAGGCUUUCCAAAUUGUUGGAACCGCCAAGCCACAAAAGGUUUUCCAGGGCGUAAUGGAUCCAUCUAUUUUGGUUUUUCCCGGAAUCCAAAAUAUGCGAUUCGCUGUCCAACUGGACUACCUGGGUAAAAUAAAAGCCAAGAAGGCGUCGAGCGUAAUGAGUACAAGUGGAGAUCGAAAUCGCCUGAUGCCGACGUUCGCCAUCAUUAAGAUCUGUUUGCUGUCUCCGAUCGGGGAAAUCUACCAGGAACUGAAGGUAUUCCGCGAUAGCUUCGUUCGCCAAAAUCGACUGCUCUUCUGCGAUCAUCCCUACGUUCCCAAUAAAGUUAUGACUCUGGCCGAAAUCCAAAUGGAGUCAUAUGCCCGAUUCGACAAGUUCAUCCGGGAAUGCAUAGCUUUUAUACUCGACAAGAAAGUUCUGAGAAUCGAGGAUAGAAAACAGCACUUUUGCUGUGCUGUCCAAAAUCUAACGAAUAUCCUGAUGAAGUUGGUGGGCAGUGUGUUCAACACAAAAACUCCGACAAACACUAGUGUGGAUUUUGCAAAUCUCUGUGCCAUUGCCUACAAUGACUUGGAGCCAAGGAUCCAUUCGAUUGUGGAGCAGAUUGAGAACGAGGGCUUCGAAAAUUUUACGCUCAAUAAGCAGAUCCAGAUAGAGCGAAUCAUCGACUACUUGAACACCAUCAAACUGCUCUACUUAGUGAACGAUGAUAGACUUGCUAAUCUUCUGCUUGAGAGGGUCUACUCUGAGUAUCCAGGGGACGAGCGGCUUUGGUUCUAUACGCUUAUCAUGUACAUGGAACGUGGCGAUCUGGAGAAGGCAAAGCUCUACUUCCAUAAAAAUCACCUGGCGGACACCCAUGACUAUUUUGCGGGUUGGAUUAAGUUGUAUAUCAACUAUGUGGACACGCGAAACAAUCCAGAAACCUCGGCCGAUUGCACAGAGUGUCUUUUGAAGAGCAUUACGAGCUACGCGGAGAAGAGCCCCCACCAACAAGAUGGGUGGAUCCUGCUCUAUUGCUACUACAAGAAGUUCAAGUACGAACCGGGAUGUGCCUUCGCCCACUGGCGAAUUGUGGAGCAGUUUGGCGGGCAAGGUCGAGCCAGAUCCUCCAAAGAUCCGUACAGUUUUUGGAAUCUUUUGAUCAAGGUGAACCCUACAUUGCGCACGUCUCGGGGCAACCUCUUCUUCGAGGUCUUCAAGACCUUCGUGCGUCUGGGAAUCUACGAGUUCGCCGAGGUCGUGUUUGCCACCAUUGAGCAUUUGAUCGAUGAAGCGGAUCGGUAUAUGAUUAGAACCCAGCUCUCCCUCAUGCUCAACCAACUUGAUGAUGACUUUGUUUUGCAGAGUUUCGAGUUUGGAGAAGACGAGGUGGCUGAACAGUUGGCCGCCAUGAAUGCCCAGGUCAAUGGCAAUGUGGAGUUCCAGAGAGGCAACUUUGAGGAGGCGGCUCUCUAUUACGAAUGCUGCCUUACUUUGCCAAAUCUUGAGGAUUUCGAACGAAGUGGCUUUGAGGUCAGCAGACUGCGCUUGGGUUACAUAUCCUACGAGAUGGGUAACUUUGAAAAGAGCAUUGAAGCCCUGAAUUUCCCCUUCUCCGGCCAUCUUCUUCCCGUUGUGGCCGACUACAUGGUGGGUAAAUCCUACUACAAGUUGGACCACCUGGAAUCGGCUCUUCCAUAUUUUGCGAGAACCACCAAGACUGAUACCCAUGUGCCUAAUGUCUGGGGUUUUUUGGCACUAAUUAACCUGCGACUGGGCCAAAACUACAAUGCCGUCGAGUGCUGGAAGUACGCCAAAAUUGAGCCUACUGUUUCCAUUGAUGACAUGAUGAUCUAUGAGGAACUGGAUGCCCUCGACUAUGAUUCGGUUGAAUUGUACAUAGAUAUUCCUGGUCAAUUAAGUGAGGACAUCUUCGAUGACUCGCAGUCAACCACUUAAUUUUUAUUUUGCCUCUGCUUUGCGCUGUGAAUUUGAGCCCAUAAAUACCGAGAACCCAA
Molecule: messenger RNA, 3120 nt
Organism: Drosophila ficusphila
Lineage: Eukaryota; Metazoa; Arthropoda; Insecta; Diptera; Drosophilidae
Exons: 7
Coding region: 14-3061 (1015 amino acids)
Biological process (GO): cilium assembly; cilium movement
Cellular component (GO): motile cilium; extracellular exosome
Molecular function (GO): protein binding
Source: RefSeq, a predicted model, not a curated record